CCGGUCGUGUGUCAGGUCAAGAUGUUCGCUGUUAGAGGGCUACAGAGGAUAAAAACUGUUUUAUCUCAGCAUGGAAACACAGGUUUCAGAAGUCUGACAGCGGCUUCACAGGCGGGGCAGCAGAGAGACGACGGGCUGGUGAAGAUGGAAAAUCCGUACAAAAGGCCACAGAAAGGAUGUUUGCUCUGCAGCGUCACAGUGGACUUUAAAAACACUCAGUUGUUGUCUCAGUUCAUCUCUCCGAACACGGGCAGAAUCUACGGCCGACACCUGACAGGAUUGUGUGGAAAGAAACAGAAGGAAAUCACCAAGGCUAUAAAGAGAGCUCACGCUAUGGGUUUCAUGCCCGUGGUCCACAAACAUCCACAGUUCAUGAACGACCCAAACGUCUGCAGAGUGAAGCGACUUGAUUAGUGGAUCACUGUUAUUAUCACUGUUAUUAUUAUCUGUCAUUAUGUUUAUUAAAGUGUGUCUGUCCUGA
Molecule: messenger RNA, 481 nt
Organism: Centropristis striata (black sea bass)
Lineage: Eukaryota; Metazoa; Chordata; Actinopteri; Perciformes; Serranidae
Gene: mrps18c
Product: mitochondrial ribosomal protein S18C
Exons: 6
Coding region: 22-414 (130 amino acids)
Biological process (GO): mitochondrial translation
Cellular component (GO): mitochondrial small ribosomal subunit; ribosome
Molecular function (GO): structural constituent of ribosome; small ribosomal subunit rRNA binding
Source: RefSeq, a predicted model, not a curated record